Yarrowia lipolytica CLIB122 is the source of this 699-nucleotide messenger RNA. RefSeq lists its product as uncharacterized. Lineage: Eukaryota; Fungi; Ascomycota; Dipodascomycetes; Dipodascales. The record is from RefSeq and is a predicted model, not a curated record.
AUGCAGUUCUCAGCCGUCCUCCUCGCCACCGCCGCCUCCAUGGUCUCUGCCCAGCAGUUUGGCAUCAUCGCCAUCCGAUCUGGUUCCGACAUCCAGAACUCCGCCGUCUACUCCAACGGUGAGAAGCUCGUCAUCGGCGGCACCUACCAGUCCACCGACUACGAGGUCAAGGACAUGCUCCUCCUCGCCAACGGCAAGCCCGUUCAGUUCGGCAACGGCGCCAACAUCGUCGAUUCUGAGGGUGCCGGAACCCGAGAUAUUGAGGUCAACGGCCAGGACUACGUCUACGUCCCCAAGUUUGAGUGGACCGCCUGCCCCGCCCCCGAGGGUGCCGACUACGUCUACACUGUCGAGACCUCAAGCGUCUGCGGUGAGGCCGGCAUCCCCUUCGCUCCCCGAGCCAUGUACAAGGACGAGGCUGCCACUGAGGAGAAGCCCGCCGAGACUGAGGCCGCCCCCGUCGAGACCCCCGCUAUCACUGAGGCUCCCGUCCCCGUCCCCACCGGAGGUGCCGUUGUCACUGCCAACUCCACCAUCGUUCUCACCAUCACCGACUGCGGUGAGGGUGUUGAGUGCGUCACCAAGCCUCAGCCCCAGCCUACCCAGGUUGAGGAGGCUCCCGAGCAGGCCAACGGUGCCGCUGCUCUCGGUGUCUCUGCCGGUAUUGCUGGCAUCGCCGCCGUUGCUAUGCUCCUCUAA